UUGUAGUGAAACUGUUUGGUUAUACACUGUCUUCCUUCGUGCUGAGAAGAUGGAUCUCUUAAGCAAUUUGCCUGACGAUGUUCUUUGUCAUGUAUUGUCCUUCCUUCCCACAAAAGAUGCUGCUUUGACUUCCGUUCUCUCAAAGCGGUGGCGUAAUAUGAUUGCAUUUGUCCCUAAUCUUGAUAUUGAGGACUCUGUUUUUUUGUAUCCCGAAGAGCGUAAAGAGGAAAGAGAUGAUAUUCGACAGCUCUUCAUGGAUUUUGUUGAUAGAGUACUGGCAUUGCAGGGUAACUCUCCCAUUAAGAAAUUCUCCCUCGGUUGUUCCGGUGUUGACUCGGAUCGAGUGGAUAAUUGGAUACAGAAUGUGAUGGUGCGUGGUGUUUCGGAGAUUAAUCUAUCAAUCCUUUUGGAUCCGGAAUCAGGAGAUAACUAUAAUCUUUUUCCAAAAGUUUUUGAGAACAAGAAACUAGUUAAGCUCGAAUUAAGAUUUGGAUUUGAUAUUUGUUGGUUGGAUGGGACCAUUUUCUUACCGAUGCUUAACACUCUCGUUCUUGAAUUAGUUUCGUUAUCUGUUGAUAUGUUUGAGAUUCUUCUUCAUGCUUUGCCUGCGCUUGAGGAAUUAGUCCUGGAUAGAAUACACUGGAAAUAUUGCGAUGUUGCCGAUUUGACUGUGUCAAGUGCAAGCCUCAAGACCAUAACGAUAAAUCCCAGCGGUUGUUUAGAUACUUUGUCAUUCGAUACACCUAGUCUUGUUUACAUAUGUUACUCUGAUUAUGUCGUGGGAGAUUACCCUCUAGCUAAAAUGGGAAACUUGUUUGAGGCUCGAAUCAGCCUUUGUGUAAUUGAAGAAGAUAUCAGCCGAGCAAGAGCGCCAAACAAUGAUUUGUUAGAGGAUGAUGAGUACAAUGUUGUUCUCCGAUUUGCAAAUGUGGGGAAGCUUAUGAAUGGCAUUCGAAAUGUACGGUAUCUCUAUUUGUCUCCUAAUACUCUUGAGGUGCUUUCUCAUUGCUGUGAAUCGAUGCCAGUGUUCCAUAACCUCAAAUCUUUAACUAUAAAGAGUGACGAGAGGCGAGGAUGGCAAGCAAUGCCAGUUCUUCUAAGGAACUGUCCAUAUCUUGAAACUCUAGUCCUUGAGGGUCUCUUGCACCAUGUUACAGAUAAAUGCGGGGAUGCAUGUGACUGCGUUACCCGAGAAGAAAAAGGUCGUUCACUCACAUCUUGUCCAGUAAAAGUGUUAGAGAUUAAAGAGUCUCAAGGAACAAUGAAAGAAAUGCACAUGAUAAAGCAUUUCUUGGACUAUUUUCCGUGUUUAAAGGAGCUAAAGAUCUAUAUUACGGAGAAGGGUCCUACACAGCGCGAAGUGUCUGAAGUUAUCGCGGAGAAGAUAAAACUCUACAACAAAUCAUCGAGUAGCAAUGUCCAGCUCCUGGUUAGUGGUUACCAUGCAUAAGAAGUAGACUGCACGAUGAAGCCUCUGACGAACAUAAACUAAAGCAUAUAUAUGCUUAUAAGCCGAAAAGACUUUACGCGUUAUUUAGCUCAGGCCAUAAACUGAUGUUAAACAUUGUCCCUAUGAUCAUAAUACGUAGUGUUGUGUCCUAGUGUAAGACCAAUGAAUGCAAUACAACAUCGAACAUAAAAGACUUUCUUUUGUUUCUAUUUUCAUAUAUGUAGUAAACAUUUCCCAAGUAAAGCACGAUACGAUAACUCAUGGAGAUAAUAGUAAUUCAGUUUCACAAGUAAUUA
This is a messenger RNA of Arabidopsis lyrata subsp. lyrata, 1746 nucleotides long. RefSeq names its product putative F-box protein At5g38390. The coding region runs from base 50 to 1450 and encodes 466 amino acids. The transcript has 3 exons. Gene Ontology annotation, molecular function: protein binding. The record is from RefSeq and is a predicted model, not a curated record. Lineage: Eukaryota; Viridiplantae; Streptophyta; Magnoliopsida; Brassicales; Brassicaceae.